AGCAAGAUGGUGGCAGCUUCAGCCAAACUGGCUGAGCUGGGGAGAGCAUUAUCUGUGUCCUGACUGCAGCAAUGGGACAGGGGGUUCAGAUUUUACAUCUGACAGAAGGAGCUGCCAUAAAGGUUGCUGUGAGAAAGGUAAAAGGCAAGGACAUGGUGCAGCUCUCCCAGCAGCCUCUAAAUCAGGCUGCAGUUCUGUGCCUCAGAAUAAGUGGUUCAAACCUGAUUUUUGAGAUCUGGUGAUGCCUCAGGAGCAGGGAUCCUUCCGAGUCAGUGCUCACCUGCAGCUGUAAAUUUUCCUAUUAGUUACUUAGUUUUGGAAGAGGCAGUGAGAAGAAAAGUCCGUAAAGCUAGAGGAUGAAAGGCUAAGAAAUUGUUUAAUUUGGGCCAUCACAUGUUUUUGGAGGAGAAAAAAAACACUGGGUUAAAUAUUAAAUCAAUUAUAGUAUUAUUUUCAUUUAAUAUAGUCUCCUGUGUAAAAAUUAUGAAGGACCUGUAUCAAAGGAGAAAAGAAUUGAAGGGUCAUAUGAGGAAGAAAAGCCUAUGUUUUCCGUGAUGAGUGUGUUCUAUUAUUUAUCCUAAUUCAAAUGACUCUCUGGUAAAACCUAUAAAUAAACAGAAUCUGCUUUUGUAACAUUUAAAAUCUGAAGGCUGACUUCAAAAAAGCACUUGUGUUACUAACUAUAUAGAAAUACAGGGAGCCUGGCAGGUAAUUUUCUUUCUAGAAGAAAGAUUAUUAUUCUUGCUAGAAGAAAGAUUAUUAUUUAUUUCUUGCUCAUAAACCUGGGCAGGAGCAUUUCGUUGCUGAUUUAUGAGGUGAAGGAUUGCAGUCAUAUCUGGCAGUGGCUGUGGCCUGUUACAUUUUUCAUCGAACUUGACACAUUUGUUCUUGUCAAAGUUUUUGAAUCUUAAGAAAAAUCAGGAACCCCUGUGGUUCCAGUCCACAGAAUGCAUAUGGGAAGGGGAGGGGGAAGGAAUAGAUCAGUAACCAAAGAUGAAAAAUAUCUUUUAUGAUCUUGGUGUUCUUCCAGCAUUCCUGAACAGCAGGUUUCCAAUAGGCCACGUGGAUGUGUCACUUUGGUGGCCACUUGUCGAAUUUGAGUCAUUUUGGUCAAAGGCACUUCGUGUCAAAGCCGUACAUGCCUGUACAGCUGCUGGCAGAGUGUAACACGUGUCCCUGUGGCGCAAAGAAUUCCAGAUAAAUGCUCCCACAGGAGGAGCAAGGGUGCUCAGGUGUGGGUUUGAGCUCCCUGGUGCUGGGCGGAGGUGCCGGCUGCGUCAGCGCUGGCAGAGCAGCGCCAAUGCCCCCGGGAAGGAAAUGACACUCAGCGGGAAAUAGCGUCUCCACGGCCGUAUCCACACGGUCAGCCGUAGGGCAGGUGCCGGGCUUUGCCGCCGCCUCCGCCCGGGACGCGGAGCGCGGGGGAGCCGGGAGCCCGGCGGCAAUUGCCAAGGCCGCGGCCGGGCCCGUGUGCGGGACCCGAGGCGUCCCACGGCUGCGCUGGAGCAGGGUCGGGCACACGCUCGGCACCGCGGCGUCCGCAGGCGGCCUCCUGCAGGCGGGGGGCGGUGACGCGGGCGGCGCGUCCCAGGCAGCGUCCGGAGCCCUGCGGCGCCGAGCCCCGCGGCCUCGGGGCUGCGGGCGGCGGGAGAGCGCGGGGCGGGCCCGGCCCGGGCGGCGGCGGCGAGCGCGGCCCGGCCCCGCCCCGGCGCGAAGGUUCCCGAGGCCGCUCGGGUCAGCGCCGAGGGCAGCGCCGGCAGCGCCCUCCGGCGGCGGUGCGGCGGGUGCGGCGGUGCGGGCGGCGGCGGGGCCGCGGCCGGAGCGCGGCGCAGGAAUGGAGGGGAAAAAACUUAUUUCUGCAACAGACACACAAUAUUCUAGUGUGCUCCUUCAGUCUUUGAAUGAGCAACGUGGCCAUGGACUUUUUUGUGAUGUUACAGUCAUUGUGGAGGACCGGAAAUUUCGAGCUCACAGAAACAUCCUUUCAGCCUCAAGCACAUAUUUUCACCAGCUAUUCUCAGUGGCUGGUCAAGUGGUUGAACUGAGCUUUGUAAGAGCAGAAAUUUUUGCAGAAAUUCUGAAUUAUAUUUAUAGUUCCAAAAUAAUCAGUGUCCGAUCUGAUUUACUUGAUGAACUAAUUAAGUCAGGGCAGGAGCUGGGUGUUAAAUUCAUAGCUGAUCUGGGCAUACCUCCGGCCGAAGGCAAGCAUGUGCCAAGCGAGCUCAAAGACAGUGCUUCAGAAACUUCGGCUUCUAGUCCAAAUCAAAGAGAUGCUGAAACGCAGGUGACUACAAUCAGGCCAGAGGGUCAGGAGGCAACAGAUGGGAUGCCAGUUAUAACACAGUCAUUCUCCUUACACGGCAUAGAAUAUGAAACUACAAAAAUUACAGUGAGCAAUUCGGAUGAGGAGGAUGAUGAUGUAAUUUUUUGUUCUGAGAUUGUUCCUCCAAAAGAAUGUACUAAAGACAAAAAUGCUGCAAGCCAGAACCAGCCUUGCUCAAGUCCAGCUGGAGCUUCUGACCAAAAAUCCUGUGGCAGUGGUGGCUCUCCCCAUGUGACGAACGGCACAGCAGCUCAGAACCUCGCUUUGUCUGCCCCUCAGCUGAGCCCAAGCCAAACGCAGUCAGGUGCUGAAUCAUUCGUCUCGGCAACGCCGCAGCAUUUUACUCCUAAUAUCAUUGUGCUAAACAAGCCUCUGCUUAACUCAUCACUUGGUGCCAGCUCCUUGCAUCAAACGCAUGUGACGCCUACAAUUGAUUUACUUGAGGAGAACCAGCAGCCACCCAAUAAUGGCUCCGUAACUGAAGUGCAAGCAACUGCUGUUGAUGAUGAAGAGGUUGUUGAAGAUGAUGUCGAUAUCAUUGGCUCCUCUAGUCCUGGUUCAGUCAACAGCAGCUCUUUGGUUCAGCAAUCUUCUGUUCCUAAUGCGGGGAGCACUGAAGGAUCAGGUGUACAGAAAAAACAGGUUGUUACAUUUUCACAAGAGCCAUCUACUAAAGCUGGAGAAUUUAAAAUAAAAAUCUCAGACGUCCUUUCUGGAAAUAAGGAAUUAAGUUCGGGUCUAACAUCAAAGAACGCGGCAGAUGGGCAGAAAAUCAUAACGUUAGAUACAGCAACUGAAAUAGGAGGCUUGUCCACAGGCUGUAAGGUUUAUGCAAAUAUCGGUGAGGACACCUAUGACAUAGUCAUCCCUGUGAAGGGUGACCCUGAGGAAGGGGAAGCCAAGCCUGACGACACACCCAAAAAGUCUGAUGAUGAGUCUCCAAAGGGGAAGCGCAUGAAAGUAAAGCACGAUGACCACUACGAGCUCAUAGUGGACGGCAGAGUCUACUACAUUUGUAUCGUGUGCAAGCGGUCGUACGCGUGCCUGACGAGCCUGCGGAGACAUUUCAACGUGCACUCCUGGGAGAAGAAGUACCCGUGCCGCUACUGCGACAAAGUCUUCGCUCUUGCAGAGUAUCGCACCAAGCACGAACUUCACCACACCGGGGAGCGAAGGUACCAGUGCUUGACGUGCGGCAAAACUUUCAUCAACUACCAAAUCACCACCUCCCACAUCAGAUCCGUUCACAGCCAGGACCCCUCCGGAGACACCAAGCUGUACCGGCUGCACCCCUGCAGGUCCCUGCAGAUCAGGCAGUACGCCUACAUCAGUGACCGCCCCAGCAGCGUGCCGGGGAUGAACGAGGGGGGAGUUGUCUAUCGGGUGGGCUCAGGGAAGGACGGCACUGAGGGAGCGACAUCCAGCUCUCCAGCCAAACAAAUCACCUGGGAUGACAUUUUCGUUCCGCAGGGAAGUGAAACACUUUUUAAGCAGAACCCAUCGGAGGGAAGUACUGAAUUUGAGUUUGUGAUACCAGAAUCUUACUGAAACGUUUGAAAUGCUGGAAAAAGGGUUCAGUGCUGGAGCAUUGCAGCAUUCAGUUUUAACUGAACUGUUGAAAUUGCCGUAAAAUCGAAGGUUAAAGUCAAAAUAAGUUGUUCUACCAAGUAACCAAAUGGUAACACUUAGAUGGACUGUGUUAACUGCAGUGGAAGCAAUUAAUCAGAAAAUUUACUUGAAUAGAGAGUGAGACAUUCUAAGGCGCUGCCAGAGUUUUCAGAUAUGUUAAAUUUGAUCAAAACAUGAGGAUUUGUGGCUUGAAAAUGUACAAUUCCUUCUAAAGAGCUAGAAAUAUUUCUAAACUAAUUGAGGUAUUUCCUGUACCCAUACUUACCAUGUAAACCCUUUCUUCCAUGUUAGCACUUUAAUGCUGAAUUCUGUUUAGAUGUUAACCAAGAAAACAGCAACAUUUCUUCAUCGUAGUCUCUUGGUCAUGGAACCAUUUAAAAAAAUAAUCCCACAACUCACAUUUGUGGAAAAGGGGCCAAAAUACAUGAUCCCCUACUACACUGGACUAGUCUGUUUUUGAGCUAGCAUCCUAAUUCUGCUUUUAUAAAUAUUAUGAAUCAUCUGUCUUCAUGCAAAAAGUCUUGUCAACAAGCAAUACUCGGUUAGGGCUAACUUGAACAAACUUUAAUUACACUUGGCAGUAUGGUGAGCUAAGACAUUCAGUGUCCUGGACCUUGUUACUUUACUCUUUUUGCAAUGGGGAAAAACCAAACCCUACAAAGCUGAAUAGUGAAGAAGCUUAGAGCACUUAGGAAGGAGGUAAUUUUACCUUCCUACAGCUUGAGAAAUAUUGAUGCAUUUUCUUACUGCUGGAAAAAAAAUGCCAGUAAUUAGUUUGAUAGAAAGUGCUGUUCCUUUUUUUUUUUUUUUUUUUUUUUCCACUUCAAGAGGAAGGGCUUCAGUCCAGAAUUUUGAAAUUAUAAAAAUAUUAUUUGUUUUUUGCUGAAGGCUUCUCAAAGCUAUGAAUUCAUGUAAGUGCUGUAUUGGUUUAGCACUGAGACUGCUGAAGAUCCUGUAUGCCUGUUUGGCUAGAUCUUCAAGUGUAACAGGGAUUUGGAUUUCCCCCCACACUCACCCCCAUUUUUACAUUUUGGAAGAUGAGGUCUAAACCAACAACCAGAAAAUACCCUUUAUUCACCAUGACCCAAAGUAUAAUUUCUCUGCAGUUGUCUAGUUGUCAGCUGUUUCCAGGUUUGGGUUUAUUAUGUUGCCAUUUUACUCUCCUUGCAUUUGGUGCCUAUUUUAACAGUUAAAAGAUGAAUUAGAUGUCCAACUUGAUCAGGAAAUGGUAGAGAAAAACAGCUGUUUACUGGAGUCCUAGUUUAGCAUUUCAGCGUUAGUGACUUGUUGAAUUUUUGUAAAUGGUAAUAUGAAAACCCCUCAAGUUCUAGAAGUGACUGGGAAAGACUAUUGUGCAUAGUGCUAGUUAUGGAAACCUUUAAUUGCUUAAAUUGCAGUUACAGGUUUCUCUUUUCUUUUUCAUGUUUUAAGCUAGUAUCUUGAUUUUAUGACUCUCAAAGGUUUUAGACAUGCAGUACUUUUCACAGAAAGGCACUUAAAUGGUAAACAGUUCAAAUCUAAGUUGAGCUACAAAAACGAUGCCAGAAAUCCACGCGAGCAGUGAUGGGAGGAGGAUUUUUUACAUGGUGCAUGUGAUGCUCAGCACUUCUCCUUUGUCAGCCAAGAACGUGAUAUACCUGAUUAUUUCCAGAUCAUACUGCUGACCCCUUUGAAUAUAACGGGCCAUGCUUUAAAUGUGGGGUGUAACUGAGGUGGCGUUCCUGCAGUCACGCGUUAUCCUCAUGGGACGUGAGUGUGCAUUGCCUGUGUGGAGCAGCUGGCUGGUGCUGUCGUGGGACUUCCUCAACUUUGUGACGAGACAAAUGCAAUGUUAUUUUUGUUAUUGACAUGACACAUGUUUAAUCACAGAACAGUCUUGAGUUGGAAGGGACCCACAAGGAACAUUGAGCCCAACUCUUAAGUAAGUGGCUUGUGUUGGGAUCUGGAAUUAAGCAUACAUUACAAAGUGCAGAAUUAAACAUAAUGGCUAUCACUAUUUGCUGCUGAUAUAUUUAAAACCUUAAAUUAAACUGUGCCUAGUAAAGGUCUCUUUUUGGAGGAAAACUGGAAAAUUAGGGCUUUGUAACUAUUUUUGCUAGAAGACUCGUGCUUGCAUGUGUCUCAGGGUCUUCAGUUUUCCUUGGAAGUGAUUUUGAUAUCCAAAGUCCAGAGGUAUGUAAAGCAUUUUUUUAAUUUCACUUCCAGUAUUUAUUGGUUUGGAAACAUGUUAAAUCCAUUCUUUGAAAACUUUUUAUGGGGCCAUGAGUAAGCUUUUAUAUUUAGAUUUCUGGCUAUUGCACUUACAUUUGUGUUUUUGUUUGUUUUUGUAAGCAUUUAACUUCCAGUUUAACUUAAUGAAAAAACUUAUGUAAAUAUUAAGAAAUUGGCUUUGGGAUGAUGGAAGAAAAAUGCUGAAUCUGACAAAGCAUUUAUAUAGAAAUGAAAAAUUUCAACAGACUAAGGUAGCAAACCUCACAGUCAUUUAUUAUACAUAGAAAACCAUUAACAGAUCUGCUGCAGAAUAUGGUAAUGGUGGCUGCAUCCUCACUGUCUGGUUUCUUUGGGGAUACAUACCAUAACAUUCCGCUAUGUGAACUAAAUAAAUAUUGAAUAACACCUACUGCUUAUUUAUUUUGUUCUGUUAAGGCAUGCAGCUUAUAAAAAGAUGCAGAAGCUGACAACUAUAUACAUUGAAUUCUGAGUUCUACAGGUAUUGCCUAGGAAAUGUUCCGUGUGAAACAUUCCUUGGUUUUCCCCAGUCUGUGAUGUAUAUAGUUGUACAGUCUUUCCUUAAAACACUUUUUAAAGUUGUGUUCUACUUUUCAUUAAUCAACACGUGAUAUUAGUUUUUAGAGCUUUCUAUGGCAAAAAUAAAAAAAUUUAAUUCUCAA
Molecule: messenger RNA, 6843 nt
Organism: Motacilla alba alba
Lineage: Eukaryota; Metazoa; Chordata; Aves; Passeriformes; Motacillidae
Gene: ZBTB33
Product: zinc finger and BTB domain containing 33
Exons: 2
Coding region: 1835-3871 (678 amino acids)
Biological process (GO): regulation of transcription by RNA polymerase II
Cellular component (GO): nucleus
Molecular function (GO): protein binding; DNA-binding transcription factor activity, RNA polymerase II-specific; RNA polymerase II cis-regulatory region sequence-specific DNA binding
Source: RefSeq, a predicted model, not a curated record